Molecule: messenger RNA, 552 nt
Organism: Bradysia coprophila
Lineage: Eukaryota; Metazoa; Arthropoda; Insecta; Diptera; Sciaridae
Source: RefSeq, a predicted model, not a curated record
UCUUCAAUUGUCUGUUGUUAAUUGAAGCGAUCUGUCAUAAAAUAUUUGUCGUUCUUCAUCAUUAAAAUGAAGCUAACAAUUGUGCUUUUGACGGUACUUGUGCUAGUAGCUCCAAAGGGAUCUGAAGCCAAUUGCCUAACCGAUUUUUUGAGUGCAGCAAGAGGCUUGAACUUCAACAUAACACCAUAUUUGUAUCGACUUACAUGCAGUCCGGGCUCAACUUGUAAUGGAAUGGCGAACGCAUACAGCGCAGAUCGAGGUGUUGGAUGCAGUACACGAUGCGGCGGAUCAUUUACAUCGUUUGCCGUAGCUGGUAUCUCUGGAUUGCCUAAGUGUUUCCGUAAUACUGCUCCACCUGGUACUGAAUUCAUUCAAGAUUGCUACUGCUGCUUCGGCUACGUUUUCGAUGAUGCAACUAACUCCUGCAUUGAUCCAUCAACUUGCACUAGAGGAUUCGGAGUCUACUGAAUGGUGUAGUUACAAAAAAUGAAAUUAUUUUUCAGUUUGUCAUACAAUCGACCAUACGAAAAUAAAAAUUGAAAAAUUCACUUC